AUGCUAGAGAACGUCUAGAAGAAGCUACUAAUGAAAAUGAGGCAAAAAGUAUUAAGGAUGAAAGUGAAGUGAGAAUCAACGAAAUUAUAUCCAAACUUUCGCAGGCAUUUAAAUUUAACGAUUUAGUUCGGGCGAAAGAAUUGACCAUAAGGCUUCAAUAUUGGUAUAACAUACGAGAAGCUGCUGUUGGAUGGGAGCAAGGAAAACCGAUCGAGAUUCAUCAUUAA
This is a messenger RNA of Dentiscutata heterogama, 227 nucleotides long. Lineage: Eukaryota; Fungi; Glomeromycota; Glomeromycetes; Diversisporales; Gigasporaceae. The record is from the annotation of a GenBank genome assembly.